CCCCGGGGCGUCCCUCAAGGCCCCACAGAAGGGUGGGGGUGGCGGGGCUGGGCCCCCGGGCCGGGGCAGCCUGGAGCACGGGCCAGGGCCGCCAGCCCCGAGUGUGCCCGCUGCCCCUGCCCUGCGCACGGUGGGCACCCGCUGGAGCAGCUCAGAGGCCGGGGCUCUCGGGCAAAGCUGCUGCAAGCGGGGCCAAGGUGCGGGCUGGAGUCCUGGUGUGGCUUCUGCACGUGCUGUUACUGCACGGUGAGCAUGGGACGGCGUGCGGAGCCCUGCGCUCACUGCGUGUGCCGACAGCCCGUGCACAGCUCUGGUGCCUGGCAGGUCCAGAGCGCAGCUCACAUGCUUCUCGGCCGGUUCCAUUUGCAUGCAGCUUGCAUUCCCUUUGUCCAGACAGCCAGAUGUUAUGCCAGACCUGUGAGAAGAAAGAGGAAAGACAUCCCCAGCCAUUUGGAUGAUCUUCCUCCCACAAUGUUGAAGAAAGAUUAUGCCAAUGUCCCAAUAAUAAAUAGCGUUGAUGAUGUAGUGAAAAGACUAUUGUCACUGGAAAUGGCAAGCCAGAAGGAGAAGAUGAAAAUAAAGACACAGCAGCUGGUGGAGAAGGUCAGGAGGUCUCCCAACGACAACGGCUCCUUUGAGGUGCAAGUUGCUAUGUUGACUGCCAAGAUACGCACUUACGAGGAACAUCUUCAGAGGCAUCCCAAGGAUAAAAAUAACCGUCGUCGCAUGCUGAUGGCUAUAGAUCGCCGGAAGAAACUCCUUUCAUAUCUUCGCCGUGUCCGCUAUGACACCUUUGAAAAUACCUGCAAGCAGCUGAAUAUCCAGUACACCCUACCCCCUCCCUACUGCAGGAGGAUCACCAAGCGCUGGGUUGUGAAGAAGGCUUUCUGCCGCAAGGUGUUUGAGGAGGUGCGGAAGCUGAAAGCACCAGAGAGACUGAAGCAGAGAAGAGAGUGGCAAGCAAGAGCGAGAGCUGCAAAGGAGAAGGAGGCGCAGCGCGAGGGGACGGCUGUGUAGCGACGCGUCAAGGCUGACACAGCCAGUCUCUAACAAUAAAUAACUACCUGAA
Messenger RNA from Grus americana (Whooping crane), 1069 nucleotides. RefSeq names its product mitochondrial ribosomal protein S15 (gene MRPS15). The record is from RefSeq and is a predicted model, not a curated record. Gene Ontology annotation, biological process: translation. The transcript has 8 exons. Gene Ontology annotation, molecular function: structural constituent of ribosome. Lineage: Eukaryota; Metazoa; Chordata; Aves; Gruiformes; Gruidae. Bases 253 to 1017 code for a protein of 254 amino acids. Gene Ontology annotation, cellular component: ribosome.